This is a messenger RNA of Acytostelium subglobosum LB1, 1656 nucleotides long. RefSeq lists its product as hypothetical. Gene Ontology annotation, biological process: purine nucleotide biosynthetic process; purine nucleobase biosynthetic process. Lineage: Eukaryota; Evosea; Eumycetozoa; Acytosteliales; Acytosteliaceae. Gene Ontology annotation, molecular function: amidophosphoribosyltransferase activity. The transcript has 3 exons. The record is from RefSeq and is a predicted model, not a curated record. Gene Ontology annotation, cellular component: cytoplasm. The annotation marks the transcript as partial.
AAUACUAAUAAUAAUAAUAACAAUAAUAUAAUAAUGGCAAAGGACGAAUUGGAAUACUUGUUCAAUAAUAAUGAAUCGGACGAACAAUGCUUUGACGACGAGGAGUCUGACGAGCCAAAGGAGAAGUGUGGAGUGUUUGGUGUGUACGCACCAGAGUUGGACGUAUCACGUAUAACAUUCUUUGCUUUGGUCGCCCUGCAGCAUCGUGGCCAGGAGAGCUGUGGCAUAGCCACCUACGAUCAGCACUAUUCCGUGCACGUCGAGACUGGCAUGGGCCUCGUCAACCAGGUGUUCACAGAGGCCAACCUGAAGCCAUUGAAGGGCCGCAUGGCCGUCGGUCACACACGUUACUCAACCGCGGGCAAGUCCACCAUCAUCAACGCCCAGCCCGUCAUUGUGCAGACGCUGCACGGACAGGUCGGCAUCGUACAGAACGGCAACUUGACCACGGCGCAGUCGCUGCGCAAGGAGCUGCUCCAGGCCGGCGUCGGCUUCUUCAAGGACUCGGACGUCGAGAUUAUCACACAGCUGCUGGCUGCCAACCCGCCCACCGACGGCAACUCCUCCCCCCUGCCAUUCGAGCCCAACAAGCCCAACUGGGAGGGCAGGAUCAGCCACUUUAUGAGCAAGUCAGAGGGUGCCUACUCGUUGUGUCUGAUGACACCCAACGCACUAUACGGUGUGCGCGACUUUAGAGGCCUGAGGCCACUGUGCAUUGGCGCCAUCGACGUGCCAUCCAAGGACGACCCCACAAAGACCAUCCCUCGCUACGUCCUCGCUUCAGAGUCGUGCGCCAUCAACACCAUUGGUGGCCGCUACAUCCGUGAGGUGCGUCCCGGUGAGAUCAUCAAGAUCGACGACAACGGAAUCGACUCGUUCAUGGGCCGCCAGCCCACCGAGAUCCCCGCACACUGCAUCUUUGAAUACGUCUACUUUGCCCGUCCCGACACUCUGCUCGAGGACCAGCUCAUCCACAGCGUUCGUCAACGCAUGGGCGAGCAGCUGGCUCGCGAGGCCCCACCCCCCGCCUGCUCCGUCAAGGAUCUCGAGACAAUCGUCAUCGGUGUGCCCGACUCAUCGCUGCCCGCCGCCAUCGGCUACGCCAAGCAGACUGGUCUGCCCUACACUGAGGGUCUCACCAAGAACCGUUAUAUCCACAGAACAUUCAUUCAGCCCACCGACCACCUCCGUCAGCAGGGCAUCAAGCUCAAGUUCAACCCUCUCACCGAGAACAUCAAGGGCAAGCGUGUCAUCCUCAUCGACGACUCCAUUGUCCGUGGAAACACAAUCAAGGCAUUGAUCAAGUUGAUCAGAAGUGCUGGAGCAGUUGAGAUUCAUGUUAGAAUCUCAUCGCCACCAGUUCUGCAUCCAUGCUACAUGGGCAUCGACAUGGCCACAUACGAGCAGUUGAUUGGAUACAACAAGACACUGAAAGAGGUGUGCGACUACAUUGGCGCCGAGUCCUUGGAGUACCUGAGCUACGAUGGCAUGGUGUCCGCCGUCACCUACGGCAAGAAGCCCCAGCACAGCGACACACAACCAACACAGCAGCCAGCGACCUGCGGCGGCAAGCUCAAUGGCAGCAUCAAAGCCAAGGACAACGGAUACUGCAGCGCCUGUUUCACUGGAGAGUACCCAAUAAAGGUGGACUUCUAA